Myotis myotis is the source of this 1940-nucleotide messenger RNA. RefSeq names its product cytoplasmic tRNA 2-thiolation protein 1-like. The transcript is spliced from 7 exons. NCBI's taxonomy places the organism in Eukaryota, Metazoa, Chordata, Mammalia, Chiroptera, Vespertilionidae. The record is from RefSeq and is a predicted model, not a curated record. The coding region runs from base 170 to 1456 and encodes 428 amino acids. Gene Ontology annotation, molecular function: tRNA binding; serine-type endopeptidase activity. Gene Ontology annotation, cellular component: cytosolic tRNA wobble base thiouridylase complex; mitochondrion. Gene Ontology annotation, biological process: proteolysis; tRNA wobble position uridine thiolation; epidermis morphogenesis.
CCCCGGAGCCACUUCCGUGCGGGGCUUCCGCGUGUGUAGCAGCUUGGCCCUCCCAGCGCCACAUUCUGCGUAUUUCCUCCCGUGGCGGGUGGGACCGUGGGCGGCCGCUCUUCGUUGCGGUGUGUUGGUCCAGGAGAAGAGGACCCUUCACACCCGCCCGGACCCCGCGAUGCCCGCCCCGCAGUGCGCCUCCUGCCACAAGGGCCGCGCCGCCCUCCGCCGCCCGCGCUCCGGCCAAGCGCUGUGCGGCACCUGCUUCUGCGCCGCCUUCGAGGCCGAGGUGCUGCACACGGUGGUCGCGGGCCGCCUGCUGCCGCCCGGCGCCGUGGUGGCCGUGGGGGCCUCGGGCGGCAAGGACUCCACGGUGCUGGCGCACGUGCUGCGCGAGCUGGCGCCGCGCCUGGGCAUCUCGCUGCGGCUGGUGGCCGUGGACGAGGGCAUCGGCGGCUACCGGGACGCGGCGCUGGCGGCCGUGCGGCGCCAGGCGGCGCGCUGGGAGCUGCCGCUCACCGUCGUGGCCUACGCCGACCUGUUCGGGGGCUGGACGAUGGACGCCGUGGCCCGCAGCACGGCCGGCUCGGGCCGCAGCCGCUCCUGCUGCACCUUCUGCGGGGUGCUGCGGCGGCGGGCGCUGGAGGAAGGGGCGCGCCUCGUGGGAGCCACUCAUGUCGUGACGGAACCCAACCCCCGGGUCCCCAGGAUGCUCCUCCUGCUGACCGCACUUCAGAUCUGGGCUCUAGCCGGGGCCCAGAGCCAAGAGGAUAAGAACAAAAUAAUCGGUGGCUACUCCUGCAUCCAGCACUCCCAGCCGUGGCAGGCAGCCCUGCUGGCCGGCCUCGCCCAUCGCCUGCAUUGCGGAGCGGUCCUGCUGUCAGAACACUGGGCCAUCACCGCCGCCCACUGCUCCCGCCCGAUCCUUCGGGUCGCGCUGGGCAAGCACAACCUGAAGAGGCGCGAGGCCACCCAGCAGGUGCUGCGCGUGGCCCGCCAGGUGCCACAUCCCCAGUACAACCCUCGGACCCACGACAACGACCUGAUGCUGCUGCAGCUGGAGCGGCCGGCUCGGCUGGGGAGCGCGGUCAGGCCCAUCGCCGUGGCCAGGACCUGCGCCAGCCCACAGACACCCUGCCACGUGUCCGGCUGGGGCACCACGUCCAGCCCCAUGGCCAGGUACCCCAACGCUCUGCAGUGCGUAAACAUCAGCAUCACCUCUCGUCAGCAAUGUCAGCAGGCCUACCCCGGCGCCAUCACCGCGGGCAUGGUCUGCGCGGGAAUCCCGGAAGGCGGGAAGGACUCUUGUCAGGGAGACUCCGGAGGACCCCUGGUGUGCAACGGGAAACUCCAGGGCCUGGUGUCCUGGGGGAUGGAGCGCUGUGCCCUGCCUGGCUACCCCGGAGUCUACACCAACCUCUGCGAGUACUACGACUGGAUCCAGCAAACCAUUCUGAGCGCGUGAUCGCCAGUGUGAGGGAAUACGGAUGCCCACCUGCUGCCCAGGCCUGCUCUCUCCACUCAAGACCAGUGGCUCCUCUCCCAGCCCCAGGAGUCCAGGCCCCCAGCUCCCUCCUCCCUCAGCCCCAGGAGUCCAGGCCCCCAGCUCCCUCCUUCCUCAGACCCAGGAGUCCAGGCCCCCAGCUCCCUCCUCCCUCAGACCCAGGGGUCCAGGCCCCCGGCCCCUCCUCCCUCAGACCCAGGCAUUAUUCUAUUUAUUGGGAGUUCAGGCCCCCAGCAUCCUGGUCCUAACCCCUGGCUCAGAACUUCCCUCUCCCAGAGGGUCCCUCAGAUGUUCUCUCCCCACCCCCAUAGCAUCAUCACCCUUAGACACAGAGGCGGGAGCAUGAAGGCACCAAACUUGGCAACAUAUUCCGAAGAAGACAGUUUUCAAAACGCUUAGCGUCUCUGUAAACCAGACGAAUAAUAAUAAAAAUGGAAUAAUCCUA